CAGCGCCGCGCGUCUACUGUACGUGCAGGAGCAGAGAAGAAGGAGAGGGCGAGGGUAUAAGGUGCACGUGGCGCGCGUGUGUACCGAUAAUAGUCAGGAAAGUGACAAAAAUAUACGGGAUCUCCGUUGAUUCGCGUGUAAAUCACCCAACUGCACACAUAUUAUAUGUGUAUACAUCCGAUCGGUAGUCCGGUUCGUUUCAUCUGUUUUGUACAUGUAUAUAAGGCACACACCACGGGAUAUAAAGACGAUGUACCGAAUGACGCGCGCGAUCUAAUAUGUAUAUGCAAGAAGAGCUUCUGAAAAACAGAAAAUCAUCAUCACGUAAUUACGAGUUCAAGAGCUUUACUCGCUGGUGCAGUGUGUGUGUGUGUGUACAAUAUGUACUUGUGAUCGGGGAGAGGCGCGCGAAAGCGCACUGAUAAGCCCGUGGCACUUGUCUUGCGGGCCCGUUGGCUCCGAGACUUCUCGAGUCGUACAGUCGCAUUUGUACGGCCGAGCAAGCGCGACCUACCAGCUGGGGAUAAUCAAUCGUCGGGAGCGACGAUUCGGUUGUUAAUUUGUUGAAAUAAUCGGUUGGAACAAGCCGGGGGCAUGUACGGGCAGCUGAUGGUCGGCUUGCAGCGCUCGGGAGGGAGCCUCAGGCGCACGGCUCUCAGGGCCUACUCGUCCUCCUCGAGUAUGCCCCUGUCGAUUCACCUGACGCCGGGCGGCGUCAGCAACCGGAUGGACCUCCGCCGGGAGCUGCAACAGACGGCGGAGCGCCGACGCCGGUCCAACUUCACCGAGCGCAACCAGCUAAAGUACGCCCGGCGAUUGGUGGUGAAGCUCGGCAGCGCGGUGGUGACGCGCGAGGACGAGCACGGGCUGGCCCUCGGCAGAUUGGCCAGCAUAGUCGAGCAGGUGGCCGAGAUCCACAACGAGGGCCGCGAGUGCAUCAUGGUGACCAGCGGGGCCGUGGCCUUUGGCAAGCAAAAACUCGCCCAGGAGCUCCUCAUGUCCCUGUCGAUGCGCGAGACCCUCAGCCCGGCCGAUCACACCCGCGAGCACGCUGCGCGGAUGCUCGAGCCGAGGGCCGCGGCGGCGGUGGGCCAGUCGGGCCUCAUGUCCCUGUACGACGCCAUGUUCGGCCAGUACGGGGUGAAGGUGGCCCAGGUGCUGCUGACCAAGCCGGACUUUACGAACGAGGAGACCCGCAAGAACCUCUUCAGCACCCUGAGCGAGCUGAUAAGCCUGAACGUGGUGCCGAUCAUCAACACGAACGACGCGGUGUCCCCGCCGCCCCAGGCCCCGGACGAGGAGGUGUCCGGUGGGGCGGGCCGCCGGGGCAUAUCGAUCAAGGACAACGACUCGCUCGCGGCGAUGCUCGCCGCGGAAAUACAGGCGGACCUGCUCAUCCUCAUGAGCGACGUCGACGGGAUCUACAACCUGCCCCCUUGGAGGGACGGAGCCAAGCUCCUCCACACCUUUAGCUCGGAUCAACGGGGCGCCAUCACCUUUGGGGAAAAGUCCAAGGUGGGCACGGGUGGCAUGGACUCGAAGGUCAACGCCGCCUUGUGGGCCCUCGACCGCGGCGUGUCGGUCGUCAUAUGCAACGGCACCCAAGACAAGGCCAUCGACAGCAUAGUCGCCGGCCGGAAGAUCGGCACCUUUUUCACCGAGUCGUGCACCAGCUCCGCCCCCGUCGAGGUGGUCGCCGAGAACGCUCGGCUGGGGAGUAGGGUGUUGCAGUCCCUGCUGCCGGAGGACCGGGCCGGUUGUAUAAACAGCCUGGCCGAUCUGCUCGAGUCCCGGCAACCCGACAUCCUCGAGGCGAACGCCCGGGACCUGGAGGAGGCAGCCAAGUCGGGUCUGGCCAAGCCGCUGUUGUCGCGGUUGUCGCUGUCACCGGCCAAGCUGCGCUCGUUGCGAGACGGUUUGCGCCAGAUAGCCGACAACUCCCUGGAGAAUGUGGGCCGGUGCGUGAGGCGGUGCAAGCUCGCCGAUGGGCUGGAGUUGCGGCAGGUGACGGUGCCGAUCGGCGUGUUGCUCGUGAUAUUCGAGUCGCGGCCCGACAGCCUGCCCCAGGUGGCGGCCCUCGCCAUGGCCAGCGCGAACGGGCUGCUGUUGAAGGGUGGCCGGGAGGCGGCGCACAGCAACCGGGUCCUCAUGGAGUUGGUGAAGGAGGCGCUGAGCGGGGUGGGUGCGGCCAACGCGAUAUCCCUGGUGUCGACGCGCGAGGAGAUCGGCGACCUGUUGUCGAUGGAGGAGCACAUAGACCUGAUCAUACCGCGGGGCAGCUCGGAGCUGGUGCGCACCAUACAGGACCAGUCGAAGCACAUACCCGUCCUUGGCCACGCGGAGGGCGUCUGUCACGUGUACGUCGACCGGGACGCCGAGAUCGGCAAGGCUCUGCGCAUCGUGCGCGACUCAAAGUGCGACUACCCGGCCGCGUGCAACGCCAUGGAGACGCUGCUCGUGCACGAGAGCCUCGUCGAGGGCCCCAACGCCGGCUUCUUCACGGACCUCAUCGGCAUGCUGCAGAAGGAGGCCGUAAAAAUAAACGCCGGGCCGAGACUGAGCAAGCUCCUGACGUUCGGCCCACCGGCAGCCAAGAGCAUGAAAAUCGAAUACGGCGCCCUCGAGUGCACGGUAGAGGUGGUCUCGAGCGUCGAGGAGGCGGUCGGCCACAUCCACAGGUACGGCAGCGGGCACACGGAGGUCAUCGUCACCGAGGACCAGAAGAGCGCCUUGUACUUCAAACGCGAGGUCGACAGCGCGUGCGUCUUCCACAACGCGAGCACGCGGUUCGCCGAUGGCUACAGAUUCGGACUCGGCGCCGAGGUGGGCAUUUCGACGGCGAGGAUACACGCGCGAGGUCCGGUUGGCGUAGACGGCCUCCUCACGACCAAGUGGAUCCUCAGCGGGGACGGGCACACGGUGGCCGACUUUGCGGAGGGUGGCUCCAAGACCUACCUGCACCAAAUGCUGCCGACCGACGGUUCCUCGUGAUCACUGCCCUCCCCCGCGCGUACACCCUUAGUUUGUCUAUUCCCUCCCCUCAUCUCCUGUUUCGAUGACGCCACUUUGUCAUCCUCGUCUCUUCGUCAUCGCUGGUGGAGUGUUAUUUUAUUAUUUAUUUAGAUGAUAUGGUGUUCAUCCGCUGAUGAAUAACCCAACAUGUAAUACAUACCAGCUGGCUGUUGUUGUUCUUGUUGACGGACGCGAUUUUCGUUUACCUCUCCUCCCCCGCACUCCUGACCCUUUUUUUUUUCGUGGUAUCGUGUAAAUUAAUUGUUCUACCCAUCGCUUGAUAAUACUUUUUGAGUACAAUUGAAGAUCGUCCGGCUGUUGUUAUCGUCGCGUUUAAACACAUUUCUUAUCUGUUUUAAGAUGUACAUAAACAUAAUAUAAUACAUACCUGUCGUUUAGUAUUAAAAAUAUGCUCUAUUGUUUGUACGAGUUUUAUAUUUUACUCGAUUGCGUCCUUUUAGAAAAUUUAAUAUUUAACCAUUUGGUCAUUAUUUUGUCUAUUGGUGAUUUUUGACUCGAAAAAAAAAAAAAAAAAAAAAAAAAAAAAA
This is a messenger RNA of Copidosoma floridanum, 3560 nucleotides long. It is a transcript of the gene P5CS, whose product is annotated as Delta[1]-pyrroline-5-carboxylate synthase. Gene Ontology annotation, cellular component: mitochondrion; cytoplasm. Gene Ontology annotation, molecular function: glutamate 5-kinase activity; glutamate-5-semialdehyde dehydrogenase (NADP+) activity; ATP binding. Lineage: Eukaryota; Metazoa; Arthropoda; Insecta; Hymenoptera; Encyrtidae. The record is from RefSeq and is a predicted model, not a curated record.